GGGGGGUUCUUGCUGGGGGCAGGAGCGCGCUCGGUGCAAGGUUAAAUUCCGGACUGGCGGUUUUCAGCACCGAUCAGUGUGUGAGCACGCUGGCCGGUGUGUGAGCCUCUCCUAGGUGGGUGCAGGGGAAGUGGUUCUCAUUAGUGUGAGAUUUGGAAGGCGUUUGUGUGUGUUAGCGCUGUGAGCGGUAAUGGGGGCAGUUCACUCACUGCCUUGGUUUGGAGCUUGUUCACAAGGCCGGGCUGCUGCUCUGAGCCUCGCUGGGGUGCCCUGGCUGUGCUGACCCGGGACAGGGAAUGUGCUCUGGCGAACGUGUCCAGCAUCCCGCAGCGCCGCUGCUGCGGGGUCAAGCGGCAGUGUGAAGGAGGCAGUCUGUGUGUGCCCACGCUGAAGGAAGAGAUCAGCUAUUUUUAGCAGCAGAACGCGGUGAGAGGUCCGGGAGAGCGACUUAGGAAUGUCUCAGCCGUAGGGCCGGACGCUGAAGUCAGACAGCAGUGGGUUGCAGAUCUGUGACAAGUUUGGGCUCCUCGCCUUCCUUUGUCUCCUUGCAUGGCCUUUUGUAAGCACGGAGGAUGGAAGAGUGCCCUUGGGCCAUGACAGUGCUUUUGUUUGUCUCCCACUACCCAAGGAGAGAGAGACUUUACUUUAACCCACGUUUGAGGAGACGCCGAGGCAGGAGGAGCAGGUCUCCUUGAGCGGCUCCGUGUGAGUUUUUCCAGAGGCAGUCUGGUGAACACGUGGAUUGCAGUGAUUUUAGGUUGGCUCAGCCCAGCAUUGGGCAGGGCUCGGUACUUCCUGGCAGCACUCCCAGGAGCACAGCAAAAGCUGUGCUUCCUUCCUCAGCCUGUGUCUGCUGGAAUCCUGUACCUGGGACUGUGCCUUCCUUCCCCCACGCUCCUGGGCUCUGUCUGCAGGGAGCAAUCCUUGGAGAGAUUGCUAGAUUUGGAAGUUAAGUUCUGGACAUCUAGCAGGGAAGAUGGGCAGGUGUAAAUUAUAAACAGCAGGCAGAAUUGAAAUUGCUUCAGGGGAAAAGAAGACAUGAUUUUUUGUUAGUGUACUGAAACAGCUCGUCCUUUUCUCUGUGCCUUGACUGGUGCAGUCCAGGUUUAUCUGCCAGGCAAGGACCGUUUGAAAAUUGCACCUUGCUCAAGUGCAAAAGCAAGGUAGCAAGGUUUUAUUGGAGCAGCUUUGGUAAUUUAAGUGAUAAGCCUCCUGGGCUGGGCCUGCAAGGGGAGAAAGUCCAAGGCUCCGGAGCAGAAGAGUCAUUUCCGUGUGCCUGAUGAAGUGUGUGCUCAUGUCUCACGUGGUGUGGAAGGGCUUAUGAGACUCCCUUUGCUGCUUGGCUAAAAUGGAGAAACAGAGAAUGGUGAUGGAUACUUUUUUUUUGUAGUCAAAUGUCUUCUGUCAGUUUAAAGUUCCAAUAAACUAUCCCUGGUUUUAUUUUGUGCAGAUGUGUCACAUUACCCAAAGAAGUUCCACUUUCUCGUUUCCAAAAAUAUGUAGCAUAUUUUGGCGGUUUCAUCACACAAGUGCAUCCCACUGGUGCAGCUGCAGUAAGACAAUUAGUGAUGAAAAAUACCAAGACCCUUUCCAACUUGGUAGAAAAGACUUGAAGAAUCUCUAUGAAGAUAUUAAAAAGGAAUUGCUGGUCUCUGCAGCAGAACUUAAGGAAAUGUGUGAUUAUUACUUUGAUGGGAAAGGAAAGGCCUUUCGACCAAUGAUUGUGGUGCUAAUGGCUCGGGCUUGCAACAUUCACCAUAAUAAUUCCAAGGAGGUGCAAGCAAGCCAGCGCUCUGUGGCCAUAAUUGCUGAGAUGAUCCAUACAGCCAGUCUAGUUCAUGAUGAUGUCAUUGAUGAUGCAAAUUCUCGCAGAGGAAAAAGGACACUUAAUCAAAUCUGGGGAGAAAGGAAAGCUGUUCUAGCUGGCGACUUCAUCCUCUCAGCUGCUUCUGUAGCUUUAGCACGAAUUGGAAAUACCACUAUCAUCUCAGUUCUAACUCAGGUGAUUGAAGAUCUGGUGCGUGGUGAAUUCCUCCAGCUGGGUUCCAAGGAAAACGAGAAUGAGAGAUUUGCUCACUACCUCGAGAAGACUUUUAAGAAGACGGCGAGUCUGAUAGCAAACAGUUGUAAAGCAGUUUCAAUUCUAGGCUGCCCUGAUCCCAAAGUUCAUGAGAUUGCAUACCAGUAUGGAAAAAACGUUGGCAUAGCUUUUCAGCUGAUAGAUGAUGUGCUGGAUUUUACAUCGUGUGCUGACCAUCUGGGGAAACCAACAGCAGCAGAUCUCAAGCUUGGAUUGGCCACAGGCCCCGUCUUGUUUGCCUGUAGACAGUUUCCAGAAAUGAAUGCUAUGAUAAUGAGGAGAUUCAGUAAGCCAGGAGAUGUUGAACGUGCAUGGAAAUAUGUGUUGCAGAGUGAUGGUGUGCAGCAGACCACCUACCUCGCCCAGCGCUACUGCCACGCGGCCACGCGCGAGAUCCGCAAGCUGCGGCCGUCCCCCGAGAGAGAGGCCCUGGUGCACCUGACAGAGAUGGUGCUCACGCGCGACAAGUGAGGGACCUCCUUCCACUCCUUCUGGCAGCUACUUUACCAGACUGUGCCUACAUUUAUUUCAAAAGUUAUUUGCUUCCAACACAAGCUACCAAAAAUUAUUUUUUUAAAAAAAAAACCUCUUUUUUUUUUGAAAGUUUUACUUUCUUUUUUUUUAAAACAAAAGUUUAAAGUGUUUUACUGCAGGAAGCCAUGCAAGUCAGAGCAAAUCAAACUGUGCUGUACAAUUGUUUUAGUGGGGGCUAUUGAUUGUGGGGGAUGGGGAAGAUGUUUACAUGUUGAUGCACAAAGGCCACAAUGAGAAUAAAUAUAAAUCAGUGUAUGAAAAUGGAA
Molecule: messenger RNA, 2880 nt
Organism: Passer montanus (Eurasian tree sparrow)
Lineage: Eukaryota; Metazoa; Chordata; Aves; Passeriformes; Passeridae
Gene: PDSS1
Product: decaprenyl diphosphate synthase subunit 1
Exons: 10
Coding region: 1451-2551 (366 amino acids)
Biological process (GO): ubiquinone biosynthetic process; isoprenoid biosynthetic process
Cellular component (GO): mitochondrion; transferase complex
Molecular function (GO): prenyltransferase activity
Source: RefSeq, a predicted model, not a curated record